Messenger RNA from Caenorhabditis auriculariae, 5622 nucleotides. The record is from the annotation of a GenBank genome assembly. Lineage: Eukaryota; Metazoa; Nematoda; Chromadorea; Rhabditida; Rhabditidae.
AUGCCUGAAGACUUCUUGCCUAAGAAUACCUCUACCGUCGCUUACGACCAUAUCACGUUGAAAACACGCCAUCCCGUCCGAUCUGGCAAGUUAAGCAACGUUGAGAGCCGGUAGUACUUGGAUCGGAGACGGCUUGGGAAUUCGGCUUGCCGUAAGCUUUUUUUUCGCUUUUACAGGGGCCAAUUUGCCAAUUUUUUUCAACUUAAAUCAGUAAAAAGCUGUUUUCGAAUAAUUUUUAAACCUUGGAAAAGUGUAAAAAAUAAUAUUAUAAGAGCCUUUUUGGGCCGUUGGCUCUAGCUGGCCAUUUACUAGAAAGUCCAAGUUAUUCGCUUACAAUAUAUCAAAACUGAUAGGCUAUCGAACCCCCUCCAGUGACCACUCAAAUCCGCCAAACGUUGUGUAAUUUUGCCGCGUGUUGUGAGGUCACUUCGAGAGAGGUAUAAAUUCAGAGACCUCGAACUGAUUUUUGAGUUUUGUUCUAUCUAGUUUGUCCUUCUUUUUGAUUACUUUGAUGAUGAAAACAAGUGCGUUUCGUUAUCAUUGAUAGUGAGAAACCGAUAAGAGAGUUUCUUUUUCUCGAUUUAGCGUCAAAAAAUGGCCGAUUUUGACGUUGUCGUCGUUGGCGCCGGUAUUUUCGGCACCUGUACCGCCUAUCAUUGUCAGAAACUCGGUUUGAAGACUUUGCUACUGGAAAAGGUAUGGUUUUACUACAAAUUAGCGACGAAAAAUUGAAAAAAAAAACUGCAACUGAGUCCAAUUUUCUUUUAUGCGAAAAAGAGCUUUUUUUCUUGUUUUAAGUGCGCUCCAAGGCUAAAAAAAAUCAAAUGUUUUCGGAAGAAUUCUUUGGCAAGUUCUGAGAGCUACUGGUUCUGUUUCAGAAAAAAAUAAAAAGAAUUUCAGCCAACUCUUAUUCAAAAAGUUUUAAAAUUACAUGUUUUUUUAUCGGAAAGUAAUUCAUCAGAUGUAUAUAUAAUGAAUUUCCACUCUAAGUGACCACUAAACUGAUUCACUGCAGAAAGCGCGAAAACUGGAUUUUUUUCUACCCUAUUGCAUGAACUUUUUCAUUGGGUGAUCAAUUAUUCUCAUUAAAUGGCAUGAGGAUAAAACUUUCAUAGAGUUCGAUAAAAAUCUGAUUGGCACUCCAGGGAUUCUUAUAGUUUAUAGCAGGUUAAUCACCGUUUCUGAUCAAAGAAACUUUCUGACCGUCACAGAAAGUCCAAAAUUGAAGAAGAGUAACCCAAGACAAUCCUAGCCACUUUUCAGUACUCAGCGAACCACGAGAACGGUAGUUCCCAUGGGAAAAGUCGGAUCACGAGAUAUGCUCACACCGACUCGGCCUAUGUUCCUUUGGUCGACGACGCCUACUCUCAGAUCGACGAGUUGGAGAAGAAACGAGGCGAACAGCUUUGGAAGUUAGUUUAGUCCAUUCACCUAGGGUUCUAUAGCUGAUUCACGACUGGCUUCAGCCAUCGAGGAAAGGGUCCUGCCACGAAAAGAGACGAGACAGUGCCUUGGUUGGUCGAGAGUGCAGACAGGCCACGCCUUUUUGCGUCCCAAGCUAGCCGUGAAUCGUCUAUAGACACUCAGCUUGACGUCGGAAUCCCUUGAAACAUUCUUGCGCCCGACCAUUCGUGACUUUCGCGCUCUACGUCCCAGCUUGUUUCUUUUUGUAUCUCCUAUCCUCCUUUUUCCUGUUUUCCCGAUUUCUGUCUUCUAUUCCUCCUAGUUUCACGCACUCUCUCGAAACCGUUUGCCCUUAGAGUCAAAAUAAAAAUAAGACUAACAUGAGCAAUGAUCAGCAAUUUCCAGGAAGACGGGCCUUUUGUGGGCGGCGACUGGCAACGUCGUCCCGAACAUUUCGGCGGUUUUGAAAACCCACAAAGUGGACCACGAAGUUCUGCAAGGGGCUGAGGUUCUUCUUGAAAACUUGGAACAGUCUGACCUUUCUGGGCUCUCUUCCCUCUCUAUGGCAAGGUUAGAGAAACAAGGAAAAACCACGUAGAGGAAAGAGGGCACAGAGAGCUCAGGGUGCUUCGAGUUGAGUAUGAAGAUCAAUCGUUUUUUUUUGGGAUUCGUAUUGAACUUUUUUUUCAGAGAAAAUUUUUCAACAGCAAUGCCCUAUGAACUCUUCGAGACCAAAAUGAUCCAACUUUGAUUUCAGAUUCAAAAAAGGUACCCUCAAUUCGCAUUCGACAACGAAUGGUUUGGACUUGUGGACCCGAUGGGCGGCGUUAUCUUGGCUGAUAAGCAGUUGAAUGCUUUCCGGGUACCCUCUUAAUAUAUUUGAAAAAUGGAUGAUCAUACUGAAAACUACAAAAAAUCGUGAAUUUAAACUGUCUAUCUGUCUGCGCUCUCUUUCUCUAUCGUCCGUCAAGUUUAGUCUAUUUUACCUAUCUGUCUGCGCUCUCUUUUUCUCUCAAUCAAAAAAAAAAAAACAAACUUUGAAUGGUUGAAGCUAUAAAGAGGGUAGGAACUCUAGAGUGGCCACUAUAGGGGCAAGCUUAGGGGCCUUUGGAGGGUCCACUUUACCAACCCCUAUAGGGGCCACUGAUGCUUGCAAAAGUGGUCCCUAUAGGUGUUUUAUUUAGUGGAAUUCUAUGCGAAGAAGCAUUCUCAUGGGAAAAACUGAAUAAAGAAGGGUUUAUUGAAUGAAAUUGAGAGACCCCUAUAGGGUCCACUUGAGCUUUAGGGGCUAAGGUUUCAGAUCCUAAACUCCUUUAGGGACCCCUUAAAUUUAAAAUUAGCGAUCCUUUCUUGGAGACUAGUCAGAAAGAACCCAAAAUAAUCUCUCAUUUGAAAAAAAAUCAAAUUUUAUUUUUCCAGGACGAGUACCUGAAGUUGGGCGGUCAAUUCCACGACAACGAGGAAGUCAAAAACUACGCCGACGGUCCAGUUGUUCGUGUCGAGACCCAAAAACGGACGUACACUGCAAAAAAGGCCAUUUUCACGGUUGGAGUCUGGAUCAAGCAGUUUUUCCCGAAAGCUCCUCUCAAGAUUGAGGUACUUUUUUACAUUCCUCCAAAGAGUCUGUCCUGUCUGCGCUCUCUUUUCUCUCACCGACGAGGUCACAGAAUCAUGGAAACAUCAUGUAAAGAUAAGAGAGCGCAGAGAAAAAAAGGCGUGAAGGAAUCAGAAAUUUUCAAGUAGAAGAGUUCAUGUACAGAGGAAAUAAAUUUUUCAAAAUUUCGACUAAUAUUAUAAAUUAUCAGCCGAUCUCCAUCUCGGUGUGCUACUGGAAGGCGAAAACCGGCGAAUGUCGGGACAUGCCAGUCUUCAUUGGCCAGGAUCCGAAACACCAGACUUUCUGCUUCGCCCUGCCGGCUACUGAUUAUCCGGACUUGAUCAAGGUUUUCAUUUUUUCCGACUUGAAGCUCGUGGCCGCAGUUGGAAUGGUUCAACGGUUGCUUUUUUUUUGCAUCCGACCUAAAUUGACUUGCGCGCUGAUGAAAAUAGUCAUUUUUUCUAAUAGCGCUUUGAGCCAUUCCUCAUGCGGACAUUUUCUCAGGCUGUAUAAAUUUUUUCCAGAUGGCUUAUCACACAGGGGACCCUAUCACCGAUUAUGAACAUCCGAAGGAAUCUGACGAGGUUAUUGACUUUUUUUAGUCAUCGAAAUUUUUUUGAAAAGUUUGGAAAUAAAGUCAAUCUAGAGAAAAUGUCGAUACUUCUCCGCUCCCAAGUAUUUGAUUUCACUUCAAAAAAGCAAGUAAAUAAUAAAUUUGAGCCACUCUAGGGACCACUACAAAAAUUUUUCUCUGAAAAAAAGCGCGAAAAAGGGAAAUUUUUUUAAUUUUUUUAAAAAUCAAGUUAUUCUCUUUUAUAUAUUUCAUUUUUUUCAAGUUGCUAGGGACAUUUUUUUUGGAAAUUUUAAAGAAUAUGUAGUUCUUUUUAAUUGAAAAAAAUGGGUGAAUUUUUUUGAGAGAUACAAAAAAAAACUGAUUAUUAGCCUUGGAGCGCACUUUCACAAAAUUUCGAAUUUAUCCAUUUUCCUGAAUUUUUGACUCUUGUUUAUAAAAUUUUCGAACGUUUCUUUCUACUUUUCGAUAAGUUUAGAUCUGAAAUUCCAGAAAUACGUCUCGAUUCCCCGAGACUUCAUCCAAAGCCAUAUUCCCGCCGUCGAUGGUUCCAAGGCGGCCAGGGUCGAUAAGUGCAAAUAUACGGUAAUUUCGCCUCUUUUUAUUCAACUAAAAAGUCCAAAAAAUGAAUCUAAGGUCUCCGAGGACGACAAAUACGUGAUCGGACCAUUCCCGGGAAUGAAAAACGUGUUGGUCGGCGGCUGUGGCUCGGGAUCCGGAUUCAAGGUGAUUUUGAUGUUUCAGAAGUCUUCCAAGUAUGGUUGAAACUCUUACACAACUAUUGACGUUUUUUAAAGAAAACCAUUAAAAAAGCGCGAAUUCUCGGGUUGUCUGCCAUUUUUUUUUGGCUUUUUUAAAAUUUAUUUAUUUUACAUAAUCUUCAAAGCUUUAGAAUAUAUUCACUUCAAAAAAAGAACUUAUAUUCCACAAGAAAUCCGAUAAAUUUUGAAGUGGUGCCAAAAACCGCGCCCUGUUUUACCAACACAUGAAAUUGCUCCACAAACCAUGAGAUUAAACUAAAUUGACCUUUAGCUUUAUAGCCUAGUGGCUAAUAAUCUUGUCUCCAAGUGAAAAGGUCUCUAGUUCAACUUUUCAGGUAGAUAAUUAGGUUUCCAACUCGUAAAUUUAUAAAUAUCCCUGUUUUUAAGUGAUCCCUAGUGGAAUAAAUAAAAUAAUGGUCAAAACAAAAACUUUCUUUUUCAAGCUUUCGAGAGACAGGAAUUUUUUAACGUUUAAAAAGAAUAAAUUUUGUAUAUCUGCUUGACUCAGGUAUACUGGAAUGGUCACUGGUCAAAAAAAAAGCCCUUAUAGUGGACAAAAUAGUGCUCCCUGAAGGGUCAGAAUUGAGGUGGUCCCUAUAGGGAUAUAGGGUCUAAGCCUUUAAGCUUACGCGGCCCCUACAGUAGUCGCUUAAUUAUAGUUCUGAUUUGAAACUUGAGAAUAUGUAUAGAGACCACUAGCAUGCUCCCCUAGAGUGGCCACUUUGCAAGCUUUAGCGCCCCCUAAAGAGGGAGGUAAGGUGGCCCCUUGAGGGAAAUCUACAAUAGCUUUCAAGGUCGCCACUCUAGGGAUCACUCUGACGUUUCCUGAAGGAUAUUCCCGGCUGACUUGAGUCAUCAAAAAAAGGGUCCUGACGCGAUAAGAAAAGAGAUAGUGUCUGGUCCGUGGAGAGCGCAGACAGGCCACGCCCCCUGAGUGUCUCGGCUCUAGAGCUUUUGUCUAUGACUUGAAAAGAUUCUGAUUCAAUCUCAGCGGCAAAAAAUCGAUAAGGCUCUUAAUCAAAAACAAAAUACUCUCGGGUUCAAUCUCCAUCGGAGAAACUCGAUUUUUGCCGGAAUCUAACAAGAUUCCAGGCCUAAAAAACGUAGUCCAGUGGCUACCAACCUUGUCUAUCAUCAGAAAGGUCGCUGGAUCGGUCCCCCAUCUCAGAUUUUUGCAGGUGGCUCCAGCGAUCGGCCGCGCUCUCGCCGAGAUGGCCGCCGGUCGUCCCACGAGCGUUGACGUCUCCGCCUUCUCCUUCGAUCGUUUCAACAAAAAAUCCAAGAUCUGA